CUUAAGAGAUAAUGCGGUAAUGGCGGGACACUCUGUAUAUAUGUGUGUCGUAUUAAAAAUAAUACUCGCGAUUAUUCGCAUAUUAUCGCGACUUUUGUAUUGAUUGAAGGAAGUCCUUAAGAGAUAAUGCGGUAGUGGCGGGACACCCUGUAUAUAUAUAUUCUUAAUGAGAGAACUAAUGUAAAUUUGUUUUUCCACAUUAUUACACAUUGUUACACAUAUAAUCUUCUCUUUCGAAAAGUGAAAUUCGACUACGAAAGAAUUGAGAAGUAUUUGAGACGAAAAAUUAAGUUGAUGUUACUUUUCAGCGAAACAUAUUAUGAUAGAAUUAAUGUCCCGCGAAGAGAACUUAACGACUUCGUCCAUUAAUGAAGUUAAUGCCUAGUUUCUCACACUCGUUAAAGGCAACCGUCUUAUUAAGCGGCGUUUCUGAUUGUCUAAUUGCUCGAUGUAAUCUAUGAAUAUAAAGUACGGGCGAUUAGCUCGUCGUCAGUGGACUACGUCAGAAUCGUGUAUUUGCGCAUGCUGCUGCGUAAAUUUACGUAGCUGUGCUCGUAAUGGUAAUUAGUAAAAGUAAUUAGAUAGAGCUAGAAUUCGCUUGGAAGCUGAAGAGAUAUAGAUCGUGCACACACAAGAACGUACUGAAAACAUGAGUAUCUUCAUAAAAAACGACAAGUUGUUACGUGCGUUACGCGUUUGCGGAAUACUGACUAGAGUCUGGCCGUUGGAAGACGGAGUUAGCAGACUCCUAGUUAUCUUUUACAAAGCACUGUUGUUGAUCAACUUGGUGAAUGAUUUCUGCCUAAUACCCGCGCUCAUCAAGGGCAUAAUGUAUUAUCGAAACGACUUCGGCAACAUGAUGAAAGCCAUAGUGGAGCUGAUGUACGUUCUCGAGAUGAUUAGUACCAUUGUCUAUUGUGUGGCGCAGGAGAAACGACUUCGGAUGCUGUUAGACGAGUUAGAAUGUGCCGACGGCAAGCGCAGCUCGCCAUAUGAGGAGAUCCUGAGACAAAAAUACAGAUUCUACUUGCGUAUAAUUUAUAGCGGCAUGAUAACAUCAUACUUUGUUUGUGGAGGAUCGUACAUACUUGCACCGUUGAUAUUGUCGCAGAGAAAGCUCAGAAACUUUCCCCUCAACGCUAUUUUUCCUUUGCCCAUGUCGGAAACCUGGGCUUGGUACCUUGUUUACGUGCAGAACGCCUGCACCAUCGUGCAAGCCUCCAAGGUGGUGCAGGUCGAUGUAAUGAUAUUUACUGUACUGUGGAACGCCACCUUCAAAUUCCGUAUGCUAGGUAUGAAAAUGCAUUCUAUGUUCUCCGUCGCUGAGCUGCGAGCUGCCAUCGACGCUCAUCAGAAUGCACUCGACUACGCACAAGAGAGCGGAAGCGUCGCCAGCUUUUUGAUCAUCAAAUCGACGACAAUCGCUUUCAUCAACACGAUAACCUCGAGUUUGCUGAUCUUACGUAAUGUGCCUAUGUGGGAGUUAAUUCAGUUCGUUUCCAUCAUCCUGUUAUCCCUUUUAAGACUCUAUAUCAUCUGCUGGGUAGCGGAAGUAAUGACCGACAUGGCUUAUGAAAUUUCUUGGCGAAUCUACGAUUCUCCGUGGAUAUAUGCGACGUCGAGCGUACGUCGAACUGUUUGCAUGAUUAUACAAAGGUGUCAGAAAUCGGUUAAUGUUAAAGUCACUUCCGUUAUACCUGCGAUCUGCGUCAACUUUUUCGGGAAUGUUGUUUCCGCAGGGUUUUCCUAUUUUGUGACGCUGCGAACGAUAUUGGGCGAUCGCAUUUAACGCAUUUGCAACACUGCAUACAGCGAGAAGUUAGGAGAUAUUCCUACUUAAAGUAUCACUUGGAGCAAUUAUUAAUUAUUAUACGAAACAAAUGCAGAUUUAAUUGAAAUAAAAGGUCAAUACGGAAAUUAUGGUCAAGUAAAUAGAACGAUCUUAAGUGAACCCAAAGCUCGGUUGUUUAUAUUUUUUAGUGACAGCCGCGGUAUUUCUCGAGCUUUUCCGAGUUCGAUUAAUAUUGGUUAAUUGUCGUAAAUCCAACUGUAAGCGAAAAUUUACUUGCAACUGUAGAUUUCUGCUGAUAUUCAAGAGUUUACGCCUUUUCUAAAUCUCCUUCUAACGUGAUUGUAAUCUGAAGGAAAUGGAAAAAAUUGACAAAAAGGUAAUUAAAAAAUAAUUCAAAGGUUCUCAAAUAAAAAAAAACUUUCUCCUCGCCUGAAGACUAUGCAAAGGAUAACGUAAACGCAUACGAAGCGUAAAUUACAUGUAAUAAAAAUCGCGAUUCUAUUCUAUGAUAGCACAUCUCGAAGGAACGCACACGCGUUUGAAGGUGUCGUUCCCUCCUGCCAAGUAUAAACGAUUGUAAGUCGGAUGUAAGAUCUAAUAUAAGCACAUCGAGGUAUUACGUUUAAUAAAACCCUUAACAUUGCAAGUCCGCGUGUUGCUACCGCGAUAUUAUUUCGAAGCAGCGCAUAUCGCAAUAAUAAUCCCAAGAAGGAAGGAAGGAAGAAAGAAAGGAGCCGUUAUAGAACAUUGUAGCGGCGCACACUCGCGCGUAAUUCUUGCCAGUGUUAUAACUUAUUAAUCCGCA
Messenger RNA from Odontomachus brunneus, 2597 nucleotides. RefSeq names its product odorant receptor 67a-like. Bases 650 to 1789 code for a protein of 379 amino acids. Gene Ontology annotation, cellular component: plasma membrane. Gene Ontology annotation, biological process: detection of chemical stimulus involved in sensory perception of smell; sensory perception of smell. The transcript has 6 exons. Gene Ontology annotation, molecular function: olfactory receptor activity; odorant binding. NCBI's taxonomy places the organism in Eukaryota, Metazoa, Arthropoda, Insecta, Hymenoptera, Formicidae. The record is from RefSeq and is a predicted model, not a curated record.